ACUUUCAGUCAGCAUGCGUGUGUGUCUGUGGUGCCAUCCCUUAGCUGACAGUGGUCCACUCUGAAGGUAAAAGGGGUACGGGACAGGGAGGGAGAGCAUACCGGGUCGGGGCCUGUAAAUGGAUGGAGGAGGUCAAAGAGGACGAGGAAAGGAGGAAAACUCAGCAGAGCAUUCUACAUCAAACCCCAGUUGUUGAUCCGCCCCAGCACACACAUUGGUCACAGACUCUGAAGACACUGCGCCCCUGGAAAGGCUGCUACAGUUUGGCUCCUGUGGUGGUAGUGUGGUCUGUGUGCCAGGUGGAGGCGCCGCUGCACCCCUCUCUGCUGCUGCUGGAUGUGUGCUGCCGGCUCCUGUUGGUGUGUCUGCUGUGGAUGCUCCUGGGAGGCUGUGUCCAUGCCCUGAAGUGCCGCCUGCAGCAAGGACAGCACCAGGGGGAGCUUCCACUGAGGAUACAGCAUGAAGUUGUUAUGGAAAAAAGGAAUAACCAGUAUUUAUGCAUGUCCCCGUCGAGCAGCCCGGGCCUUGACGAUGCUCUGGCCCAUGCCGUGGCUGACAGCCUGGUGCUGUGUGUGCUUCAGGAGCCGCUGCCAGACCCCAGUGUGCCACACAUACAGGCUCUGCUCUCCAGGCUGGAGUCAGUGUCUCACACACUGGAGAAGGCUGAUAUCAGUUCAGAGUUGCACCAGGACUCUGUUCUGGGAGACAAAGUGAAGAUUAUCCGCACCUACCUGCAGCAGAGAAUGAGAUCACUGUGUAGACUCAUCCAAGUGCAGGGGGAUUUCGAGGCCAGUGUGAAGGACAUGCUGGAGGGUCUUGGAGGCCUCUGGGCUCAGCUGGAAGAGCUGCACACCGGCGUCACGCUCACCAAAGACGGGAGCCCUGGAGACCCGACCUCGGCCCAGACAGAUGCAGAGAAUCUGUUUGUGGUCUUGGGGCACUACAGAAACAGACUGCAAUGCUGCCAGGCUCAUCUGAAGGACAGCACACAGCUAGUGCAGGAGUUAACCUGGAGUCACACUCAUAUAAGAAACAGUGUAAGCAGCCGCAGUGAGUCAGUCUGGCCGGAGCUGCUGCUUCAGACAAACAUUGAGCAGUUUGACAAGGUGCAGGAGGGUUUCCUCUCCCUGGAACAACAGACCUCUACGUUCCAGGCCCACCUGGAGGGACUCGGUAAGGAGAGCCAGGAGGGACCUGCAGGGCCCCUCUUUCAUGCUGAUGGGGCCCAUUCUCGCUCAGUCUCUCCACAGACUUCUCCACAGCUCCACAGUGAUACGGAGCGCAAGAACUCAACCUCUGCCUCCACCUCUGUCUCCUCUAUGGAUGUGAACACAGACACAGAAAUGGACGGUCCUCUGACACUGUUUGAGAGGUCAGCGCUGCACUUCUCCUCCACCGUCAGACGGCUGCGUAAAUCUGGGAAGAGGAAGUGACUUUUAUCGGACUUGUAACUCUCACUUUUAUAAAAGAACGUUUUUAAUUACCAAGUAGAAAUAUCUUCAAAUGUUGAUCAUUUGCUAGUUGCCUAAACAAUCGUAAUUAUUGCUUCCUGUGUUUACAUUCUGUGGCUUUUUUGAUUUUGACUACUUCUGUUGCUUUUGUUUUUUGCAUUUCAAAUACUCUUGGUAGGAAUAGGCCACAGCAGCCUUUUCAAACACAAGGGGGCGCACUGUCACCAGAUAUCACCUUUGGUUGUUACAAGCAUCAACGACACCUCACAUCACCUAUUCCAUUAUACUAUCAAACCUAUCAUAUACCAUAGAGCCAUUUUUGCUCUGCGUUGAGGGAACGUUUUCCGAACUUUUUUAUUUCAAUCAACUCUUUAGUAGGCAGUUGUUGGACAUGCUUCUCCAACAUGUGGCCCAUAAAUGAGUUUAUGGAAGAUCAGAGCAGUCAACCACAACAUGCGUCUGAAGAAUUUCAUAAUGUGACAAAUGAGACUCAGGCAUAUGUUUUUUACAGUAAAUUAUUUGCAUGUAUCGACUUCAUUAAGCAUUUGUACUUAAACAAAGUCAUGUAAUAUUG
Eleginops maclovinus (Patagonian blennie) is the source of this 2025-nucleotide messenger RNA. RefSeq lists its product as uncharacterized. The record is from RefSeq and is a predicted model, not a curated record. Lineage: Eukaryota; Metazoa; Chordata; Actinopteri; Perciformes; Eleginopidae. Bases 123 to 1433 code for a protein of 436 amino acids. The transcript has 9 exons.